CAGGGUUAAAGUGAAGGAGCUGUGGAAUGCCUACCGCAAAACCUGCGAGGCAAACAGCCGCUCCGGUGUUGCCCCCGCGACCUGCUGUUUCUACAAAGAGCUGGAUGUGAAACUUGCGGGCAACCCCACCUCUACUCCGAGUACCACCAUGGACAUUUCAAAGCCCAGUUCAACAAGGCAGGAGGAGGAGGAGCAAAGCGGGAGCAAGGGUGCUAAGGCGGAGGAAGAUGCAAUCUGGAAUCCCUAGAUGCAUACAGCCAGGAGCUUUUCUCAAGCCAGGAGGAAGGUAGCCUGUCGCGGCGGCCGGUGCUUGGGGAAGGAUAAACACCAGAGGAGGUGCCCGAAAGUGCACCCGCACCAACUGAUGCCUGAUUCGUACGUUCAACAAUAUGGCUUCCUGACAACAAGAAAGCAGCAUAUCAGAUAUCUACAAACUCUUUGAUGAAUGUAAACAUCGGUGCUGGUUUCUGCAAGAUGUGAAGGGACUCACCGCUAGGUAACCUAAUAUGAUGCAUCCGAUGAAGUGAGCUGUAGCUCACGAAAGCUUAUGCUCAAAUAAAUUUGUUAGUCUCUAAGGUGCCACAAGUACUCCUUUUCUUUUUGCUAAUAUGGUAUAGUCAACAAAGCUCAAAAGGUCUGCUAUUGGUAAUGGGACCUUCGGAGACAUGAAAGGUAUCUUGCCUUCUUUUUUCUGAACUUGACAAAAUCAACAUCAUGUGGACAAAAUAAAACAGAACGGAAACUUGUUCUGAAUAACAGAAUGCCAAAGAAAAGGAAAAAUCCAGGUGUGAGUCCCUCCAGGAAGAUCAUGGAUUCAGAGAGAAUGGCUGCUUCUGGUGAAGGACUGGUACCACCUCCAGGAGAUGUGUCGGUGUCACGAGCAAUUUACAGUGUCAAUAAGGAAGAGCUCUUCAACAAUAUGUCAGAAAUGUUUUCUGGCCUGGAUCCUAGUGUAGUUUAUAUGGUGCUGUCUGAAUGUGAUUUUAAAGUUGAAAAUGCUAUGGAUUGUCUCCUAGAACUUUCCACAGCUACUAAGGGAGUAGCAUCUUCAAAAGUCUCAGGUUUUGAUUCAAUAGCAUCAUCUCUGUCUCUCGUUAACCAGCAAAGCUCUGUUUCAAAUGAGAUAGUGGGCGAAAGUUGUGCAAAAGAAGAUAUUGUGAACUUUAAAGAAGAAUCAGUAAAGAUCCCAUCACCUGAUAUUCAGCUGACUGAAGAGCUAGAUUCCUUGAUACAAACUGCUUUUGAGAAAUACAGUCUGAGAGACAAAUUGUAUGAUUCCACAAAUGACAAAAUCACAGGAAAGCAGCCUAUGACAUCUGACCAGAGUAAUUCUAAUGGCAUUAAUGAGUUUCCUGAGAGUGAAAAAUCCAGUUUAGGGUUUAAUGUCCUGUUUUCUCUGCAGCAAGCAGAGACAGAGAAUGAGAAAUUUGAAAACUUCUCAUCUAUGUUAAUCUCAGAGGGUCGCAAAUCUUCUCAGCCAGCUGUAAGUAAAUCUAGCAUUCAGACAAAGGAUAGUUCAUCAGUUGACAUGGACAUUUUUGCACAAGUAUCAGUAAGCUCUAGUCUGCCAGAAAUUGAUACUGACAAUGCUCCAGAAGUCAUUAAACCAGCGAACUUGGAAGUGGCUUGUGGAAAUCGUAAUCAAUCGCAGAAUAUUGUUUCAGACCAUGGAAGUUUGUUUGAUGCGUCUAGUCAUUUUUUCCAGGGAUUUGUAGAAGCUGGUACAACAGCUAGUGGAAAUUCCAGCUCAAAAUACCUUGAACAACAGGAAGGUGUAAUGGCUGUGUGUAGUGGCCAAAAAAGCAUUUCUCUCCCUGAAGUGUCUGAAUCUCUUGAAGGAUCCAGUUUCAAAUUGCCACAGCUUGUAGAUGUUCCGCAGGGAAGGAAUUUACAUUUUUCUCCACCACCACAGCAAUCUCCACAGCCUCCUUGGAAUCCAAUGGCUCCUGUGUUUUAUCCAUCAAGUGGAAGUCACAGCUUUGUAACUCCAGUAGCUAUCAGUCCGGGACAAUGCAGACCUCUUGCAGACUACAGGACGCAUGGCAAAGGAAUGCCUUUUCCUCCUCCAGUGGUUUCACAUGUCUGGGAUAGCAACGCUUCUCCAAAGGUAUGGGGAAAUCAAGAUGGAAUCCAAAAAAUGAACCUCUCUCAAGUACACCAACCACCUGUUUGUCCAGUGAUGAGGAAAAAGACACAUCUUGUAGGUCAAGUACUUGUUCUUCUCAGAGGGGUUCCAGGAUCAGGAAAAUCUUUUUUGGCAAGGACUUUGCUUGAGGAUAACCCAAGUGGAAUCAUUCUUAGUACUGAUGAUUACUUUUACAAAAAUGGACAAUAUCAGUAUGAUGCAAAUUGCUUAGGAGAAGCACAUGAGUGGAACAGGAAACGAGCUAAAGAAGCCUUUGAAAAGAGAAUCUCUCCUAUAAUAAUAGACAACACAAACGUACAGGCAUGGGAGAUGAAGCCUUAUGUUGCUUUGUCUCAGCAGUACAAAUACAAAGUUAUGUUCCGAGAGCCUGAUACUUGGUGGAAGUUUAAACCAAAAGAGCUUGAAAGGCGAAACAUUCAUGGUGUAUCUAAAGAAAAGAUCAAAAGAAUGUUGGAGCGAUAUGAACGUUGCCUUACUGUUAACUCAAUCUUGAGUUCUACUGUCCCAAACAAAUCAGAAAAUGCUGAUUGGAAUGAAGAUCUUUGUCAGGGGGAAGGUUACGGGCAAAAAGAGGUACAUGCUUAUGUGAAAGAAGAGAGACUUUUUGCUUCAGCUUUGAAGCUUCCUGAAUUAGCUGAAGAGGAGAAACAUGCAUCUGCUAUAUCUUCAGCACUAGAAAAUAAUAAUUUAACUGAUAAAUAUUUUCAAAAAGAAAAGGAGGAAAUUGAAAAUAAUUUAAGAGAACACGUUUCUGAGAAUAGCAUUAUUCAAGGUGGUGUGGAUAUUAGUUUAUCAGAUUAUGAAGAAAAGGAAGUGCCUUUGGGGGAAAAAGCUAUAAAGAGAGAAGAAAUACAUAGAAUUACUGAAACAGAAACUAGUAAAACUGAUGAGGUGAAAUCUGAAGAAACCACACACUUGCACAUCUGUUCUUGUGAACAUAUUCAAGAACAUAGUAACAAGAUUGUGGAAGUUCAAACAGAAAAAGAUCAGUACAAUGAAAUUGCAGUAGAACCAGUAUUAACACGUGAAAGGAACAUUAUGAAACAAAAUGAUUCAUCUUUGGAUGUAUCAGUGAGGCCAGAAUUAUUAAACUUUCUGGGUGACUGGCCUGUAGAACAAACAAUCGGGCAGAGAACCAAAAGGACUAGAAGAAUAGACAAAUCUUCUAUGAAGAGUGAUAAAGAGGAUAAAGCAACCAGCCAGCAUCUUCUUGAUUCACACAAGGCACAAGUGGACCUGGCAGAUAUUCAGCAGGAAGUACUACCUGGUGAAAAAAGACAGGGGGAAGAAAAUUUAGCCUCGGACUCUUUUUGUGUUCUUGGUGCAGAUACAAUUACCCCAGAAUUGCAAAUGAUGGGAGACUGGCCUGCUAUGAGCUCUUUACGGCAGAGGCAACAUAGAUCAAGGAGAAUAUCAAAGAGAAGUCUAAGUGAAUCUGAUGAAGCUGGAAAUAAUAAAUGUGAUAUACACAAAAAUGUUCUUGACACAGUGGAUGUGCUUCAUGGAACACCUGUGAGCACUGAAGAGCUACAGGAGACAGAGAAAUCAAAUUUUCAAGAACCUGAAAGAGUAGCUAGUGAAAGUAUCAGUGAGAAAAAGCCCCAACAAAAUAAAAGAACACGGAAGCGUCAUAAAUUAGCCCUCACAUUUACCAACAGCAGUGUGGCCCUCUCCAAACCAGAAGAACAGUUGUCUACACUUAAUUUGCUGGAAGAGAAACCUAAAAAACACAUAUGUAAACAACCAAGCAGGUAUUCACAGACUGAGCCACAGGAUUUUGCGCUCUUAUGGAGAUUAGAAAAGAAAAUUAUUACUUCUGAGAAUAUUAUUUCCGAGAAUACCAAAGUAUUACAUGGCAGAUUAGAAGCGUUCAGACCAAAAAACAUGGAUGCUGCUUCAAGUUCUCAAGAAAAAAUCCCCUAUAGAGUUAUGUAUGAUAAAAGCACGUAUGUGGAAGAAAGUGAACUUAUCAGUAUUGAUGAAUCUGAAAAUCUGAAUGUUCUUUGUAAGCUGUUUGGGUCCUUUUCAUUUGAUGCAUUGAAGGACUUAUAUGAAAGAUGUAACAAGGACAUUGUCUGGGCCACAGGCCUGCUAUUGGAUUCUGAUGAAAAGUUGUGUAAAGGCGAAGACAUUGAAUGCUUGCAGGAGGCAGGAACUGAGCCAGGUACCCCAGACCUUGAAUUCAAGGCAAAUACAAACUAUGGAGAGAAUCUUAAAAAUUCUGAACAAACCAGCCAAAUAAUUAUGACUGAUGGUAUCACUCAGCUUUCAGAAAACAAUUUAUCAGUGUGUUAUGCAGAGAGUGAAACUACAGACAUACUUGAGACAGAUGCUAAAAUAUCUGACUCACUAACAAGACUUCCACCGAGUGCUUCCGUAAAACUCAAAAAUACCAAUGAUAUUGCUCCCAGAACUCAGGCAGAAGAUUCAGGAACAGAUAUCAUUGAGCAAUCUGUUUCAGACACACAGAAAAUAAACUCAAAGGUGAUGAGCCUUGUUAAUGAAACAGAAGAAAAACCAGUGGUGUCUCAGUUUGAUGUGGGCUUAUGUCUACCUGUGACUUUACCUAAGGAGUUUAACACUGCUCCAAUCAUUUUGAAACCCAAAUUAAAUAAGGAGAUAGACAAUAAACUUUCAGAAACAUAUCAAGAGAGUUCCAAAGUAAAUAAUAUGAUUCUUCCGUUACUGCAAAUGGAUCAAGCACCUUUGAAGAGCUAUGCAAGUGAUGAAGAAGAACUGGAAACCUAUAAAGAAACUCAGGGGAAUCCUAUGAUAUCAAUUGGAGGUGAUAGGGAAGAAAGCAAACCUUCUAAUAUGGAUGAAGAUAGAACCAAGUUAUUGAACCCUAGUUCAUUAUCCUCAGGAUCCAUGAAUAUAAAUUGCCUAGAAUUGGCAUUACCUCCUGAACUAGCCCUUCAGCUGAAAGAAAUAUUUGGGCCAGUUGGCAUUGACUCAGGAUCACUAACUGUUGAGGAUUAUGUGGUUCAUAUAGAUCUGAAUCUGGCCAAAGUGAUUCAUGAGAAAUGGAAAGAAUCUAUUAUGAAGAGACAAAGGAAAGAAGAGGAAUAUUAUAAGCUGCUUAUGCAAGAUCUGGAUGACUCCGACACAAUCUUAUCUCAGAGCACAGACAGUAAACUUCAGAGGAAGAAAAUGGCCUGGCCCUCUCGAUCAUCAACAGAGAAACACAGCGAAAAUCUAGCAACAUCAGAAAUUUUCCCUUUUAUGGAUCACUGGAAUGCACAAACUCAAAGAGUAUCACUCAGAGAAAUAAUGUCUGAAGAAAUAGCCUUACAGGAGAAACAGGACCUGAAACAUGUUCCUUCCAUGGCUAGAAAAGACUGCGCUGCCAGGUUGAAGGAGAAGCAACUCUUUGAGAUGUUCCCAACCAUAAACCAAAACUUCUUAAUGGACAUCUUCAAGGACAACAACUACUCCUUAGAACAGACCGAGCAAUUUCUGAACUGUGUCCUGGAGGCAGACCCUGUAAAAACGGUUGUAGCUCAAGAGAUUGCUCAGCAAACUGAGUCUCUCCCUUCCUGCAGUGCUAUAAAGAACCGAGAGAAAAAGGCAAAAAAAUCCAAGGAGGCUGAAGAUGUUCUGAAUGAGAUGGUGUUCCAAGACAUUGAGUACCCUGGGUAUGAUGACUUCAGAGCAGAGGCUUUUCUUCACCAGCAAAAGAAACAGGAAUGCUUAAAAAAAGCAGAGGAGGCCUAUCGCAUGGGUAUGAAGCCUGUGGCAACAUUUUAUGCACAACAGGGUCGCCUUCAUGAGCAGAAGAUGAAAGAAGCAAACCAUGAUGCUGCUGUGCAAAUCUUUGAGAAAGUAAAUGCAUCCCUGCUGCCUGAGAAUGUUUUGGAUCUGCAUGGUCUUCAUGUAGAUGAAGCCAUUAAUCACUUGUCCAGAGUACUACAGGAGAAAAGCCACGAGUACAAGCAGACUGGUGGUAAACCAUAUCUGUGUGUGAUCACGGGAAGAGGAAACCAUAGCCAAGGAGGAGUUGCUCGUAUCAAACCAGCAGCCACUAAAUACCUCACAAGCCACAACUUCAGGUUCACAGAAAUAAAACCAGGCUGCCUGAAAGUCAUGCUGAAGUAAAAGGAUGUGAAGAAGGGAGGUGUGAAACUAGAAAUUUUAAACAUUGUCAAUAAUUAUAACUUAAUGUACUUUAAAAACAGUAUUUUAUUAGAAAUUUUUUCAACUUAUUUUAUAGCAGUUAGUUUUGUCAGCAUGUGUUUCCAACAAAAUGGUAAGAGUGAAGUGUAUUUUUUCGUAACUCCAAAGAGAAGACCCUUUUACAGAGAUUACAAUAUGAGAAGUACAGACCUACAGUACUGCUAAACAAUGUGAGAAGUAUAGACCUACAAUACUGCUGAACAAUAGAUGAGGAUUUAAAGAGAAAUUAGGGUCCCAUUUUCAAACACUGCUUCCUUCUCAGUGCAGACAGAGCCUAAGAUUAUCUCUGGCCCAAUACAUUUUAAUAGUUGUGGAUUUUGUAACUUUAAAAUAUACACAGUAAAAAUUAACUUGUUUAAAGAUAGUUAUUGUGUGUUUUAGAAUUUUGAGUUGAGAUUUUCAAAGGAGCGAGGUAUCCAACCCUCAUGGAAAUUUUAAACUCAAGGCAGGUGGGUGCCUAACACUCAAAGGCUCUUUUUAAAAAUCUGAGCCAUGAUCUUUAAGUGGUGGUUUCUUGAAAAUAUGAGCCAGUUCUGCUGUCCUUAUUCAUACACAACUCUUCUUGAAGUCAAUAGGAGUUGUGUGUUAUAAGGAGUCUAGACUGGGACCUAAAGUCUGUUAGGAAAUUUUAUUAAUGCACCUUAAUUCUUUAAGGAGAAAAACAUAACCCCAUAGUCUCAUCUCUGCCUACAUUUUAUCUGUGUAUAAUAAAAUAAAUAAAUAAGUAGAAAAAUUGGUACUUCUCCAGUAGUAAAUAUUAUGUUUUAACUGCAUGGCAUUUCAAGCACAUUUUCUAGUAGGAAGACAGAUUAUAGUAGUAUAGUGGUAAUUGCUCAACUGGAAAGAUCAGAUUGGAGGAAGAAUUCCUUUGACAUUAGCGGUUCUUCAGGAUCCAGAAAAUGUGCUUAUAAUGCUUUUGCCCCUGCCCCCCCCAUACUUAGAAGAUAUUUUUCAGUAAACAGAGUGUUUAUUUUAAGAACAAAAUGGAACAUCUUAAAAUAUACUUUUAUUAUAGUAUGUAACAGCCUUGAAAAUUGAGAGGCAUAAGUUUCCUUUAAUAUAAUAGUUUUUAAAGCUUUGCUAUGAAACAUUUUCAUAACAAUUGAGUUAUGUACUGGAAAUAAUGUUGUUAGGUGAAUGUGAGGUAUUUUUCAUAUUCUUAAGUUAUUAUGUCAGUAAAUUUUGGGGAGGGGGGAUUUCAAAACAGUACCCUUUGUGCUCACACACAGUUGUAUGCACACAAAUAUUAGGAUUUACACGCACCACCCCAUUUGUAUGUGCCAUUGAGGCCUUGGGGGUCAGGCAGGCUUGCAUUCAGCUAGCCUGGGAUGCCUCCAGUGCUGCAGUGUCCAGGCUGUUAUGUUUAGCAUGCUAGCUUGAGCUGAGCUAGCAUGAGUCUGUCUACCCAUGCUAGGAAUCAUGCCUCCCAGCUGCAGUGCAGACAUAGUCUGUAAUAACUGUCUUUUGGUUUGUGGGUACUUAUGUACACUGUUUGUCUCUCCACUUUAGCUCUCUGUCCUGUUCCUGUAGGCAAAGUGUUCAAAUAUAAAGGAACCCUGCUCUUCAAGUCCUUAAGAGCAGAGUUCUUUUUAUGCUUCUGGACUGUGCAGUAGUGGCCUGAAUGUGGUAAUAGGCAGUAGUGUCAUACCCUAAGAUAAAUAGAUCCUUCUCCAUGGAAAUCAAUGGCCAAACUUCCAUUGAUUUCAGCGGUGUAUGAUCAAACCCUAAGGUACCAAUUAAGCAAUGCAUUUUAAACAUGUGCUUAAGUCUCAUUAAUGCAAUGGGACUUAAGUAUUCUGCUUUGCUGAAUAGUGACCUAAAAAGGAGGAGAAAACCAGAGUGGAAGAGGAGUGGUGGAUAUACAAAAAACCUCCUCUCUAUCUUGGAUUAUUUGCCUAGUUGUCCAGAAGAAACAUUGAAACUUUUUUUCAUUUUAUAGCCUUUGUUUUAGGAGCCCAAUAAUUUAUUUUAUAAUGGGAAGAACUGUUUUAAAUAACUGUAUUUUACAAUAUUUUGAAGUAGGUAAAAUUUUUGGGACUUCCAGCCUUUACGGUGUCCUUUUAAGAAGAAACCAGUGACAUAAUUUUUGCUAUGAAAAUUUCAAACCUUAAAGUAUUACCACCAGCACUCUGAAAGAACAUAGACUGUUAAAAUAAGUGUGCACCAGUUUCUUCUUUUCCUUUUAUUUAACAGGACACUGUAGAGGAUAGUAGGCCAUGACUCCUUUCUUUUAAAAGUACUUGUUCAUAAAGUUCACUCAAUUUGUUAAAUUAAAAAAAUGCUUCAAAACUUUUUCCUAAAGAAAAGUUAAUGUCAGCAGCUUAGUAUUCAUGAGCAAUCCUCAAUAACAGACCAGUACAUGCACAUGCAAUGAAAGAAACAUGAUUCUGUAAAGGAACAGAUUUGUUUAAAAAAAAUUAAAGAUCAUCUUUCAGAUUUCCAGGGAUUAUAUAAAUAGUAAUAAUACUAUUACUAUUAAUUACUAUUACUAAUAAGUAAUAAUAGUAAAAUACUUUUAAAAAUACUUUGAUGGUCCUUUUUACAAAUGCUUUUGUUUUCUUUUAUAGUUUGUGGUUCAAUUUCUUUUAAACUUUAAAUAUUUUUCUAAACUUAGUUAGGGCAUCUUAAACACAGUCAUAGUGGUACAUUUUUGAGGUUAAGAAGUUGGAAACCUUUGUAAUUCAGGAGUCCUCAUUCUUACAGUUUUAUAGAUGCCCCAUACUAGCUAGUAAGGAGACCAUUUUAAUAAUCCAUACAUUGUAUAUAAGUGAUAUUCAUUGCAUGCCCUACAGAACGUGUAUUCUAAUUCAGUUUUACUGUGAAGAGAUGGAAUUUAACCACCUUGACAUCCAACGUGUUCAUCAAACAUGUGCAGAACAUGUGUGGAUAAGAGAAUAAUCCCAGUGUUGGUAUUAUUAAACCAAUGUUGUUGUAAAUGUGCUGAGGUGCAUUAGACAUAGAAUUUACAUGACCAGUGCUUCUAUCUUUAAACGUAAUUCACGUUUCAAGAAUGGUAAUUAGCCCUCUUCACAGAAUUGAAGAGAGGAUGGAGUAGAACACACUGAAAAAGAAGAGUACUUUGACUUUUCACAGUUCUGUGGCAGCAAGGUUAUUUUUCUUUAAAAAGAAAAAGAUCUUGCUAUCUCAACUAAUGAGCAAGCUCUGAUGAGAAUUAAAUGACUGAUACCCAUGAAAGUGCACAUAAUAAAAGUACAGGGUUGCAGCUAUCAGUUGUAAAAGUUAUUAGGACCUGUAUAAUAGAGGAUAUACACUUCUAUUUUUUAAAUUAGAAUAUGAAAAAAAGAAUUUUAUUUGUAUAAAGUUGUACAUUUACUGUUAACUAUCAUGCUCAUUUUUACUGGAAUACAGUUUUGUAAUUUGCAUUUAGGGUUUCUUAUGUCAAAAUGAAUUUGCAAAUGAAAUCUAGAUUAAUAAAGGAAUUUUACCACAAA
This is a messenger RNA of Chelonia mydas (Green sea turtle), 9771 nucleotides long. RefSeq names its product NEDD4 binding protein 2 (gene N4BP2). The record is from RefSeq and is a predicted model, not a curated record. The transcript is spliced from 18 exons. Bases 761 to 6241 code for a protein of 1826 amino acids. NCBI's taxonomy places the organism in Eukaryota, Metazoa, Chordata, Testudines, Cheloniidae. Gene Ontology annotation, molecular function: ubiquitin binding.